Dioscorea cayenensis subsp. rotundata (Guinea yam) is the source of this 723-nucleotide messenger RNA. RefSeq lists its product as uncharacterized. The transcript is spliced from 2 exons. The record is from RefSeq and is a predicted model, not a curated record. Lineage: Eukaryota; Viridiplantae; Streptophyta; Magnoliopsida; Dioscoreales; Dioscoreaceae. The coding region runs from base 70 to 627 and encodes 185 amino acids.
GCCAUCAAAACAACCAACUCCCCUUCCCAUAUAUAUACACACUCUCAUUCCCACUCCCUUCUCUCUUUCAUGGCAUGCAUUAACAUGUAUACUCCUAGUACUUCUACUAGCACUAGCACUAGCACUAGUCAAGACCAACAACAACAACAAAACCAAGGUGGUGGUGGUGGUAAUGGUAAUAGUGGUAUAUCCAUGAGCCCAAGAAUCUCUUUCUCUAGUGACUUCAUCUUGGAUAAACCCAUCCCUUCUUCUUCCUCAUCUCCGGCCACUCCCGGCAACCCUGACUUUGAGUUUGCCGUUGGCACCCGCCCUAUGAUGGCCGCCGAUGAGCUCUUCUUUAAAGGCAGGUUGCUUCCUCUUCGUCAUGGUCAUGGUCAUGGUGGUGCCCCUCCUCGUCCGACCACCACCCUUCGUGAUGAGCUCCGUUCCGGCUCCGGCGCCGAUGAUGUUGCUUCAAGGCCUAAGCCUUGUCCUCCCAAGUGGAAGGGCCUUCUUGGCCUUAAGAAAGUUGGUGGGCAUUAUGGGAAUAAAAAACAUGUUGAUAAGAGUGAUCACGUUGGUGCUGCUUCUUCCUUUAAGUUUGCUUCUUCUACACAGGAGGUGUUGGAGGAGGAGGAGGAGGAUUGAGUUGAAGAUGUCAUGCAUUACAUUGCAUGCAUGCAUGAAGAGAAGAAGAGUUAUUUUACUUUACUUUAAUUUCUUCUUUUUCCUUUUUUUCUUUUU